Molecule: messenger RNA, 120 nt
Organism: Pyricularia pennisetigena
Lineage: Eukaryota; Fungi; Ascomycota; Sordariomycetes; Magnaporthales; Pyriculariaceae
Exons: 1
Coding region: 1-120 (39 amino acids)
Source: RefSeq, a predicted model, not a curated record
AUGACAGCCAAGCCACUACCGCCCGCUCCGUCCACUGUUGGAUCGUAUUCGAGUGUUUCAGCAAUGUUCACGAGGAUGAGGGACGACGAUGAGGCCAAGAAAUUGCACUGCACACGAUGA